This is a messenger RNA of Vigna radiata var. radiata (mung bean), 5117 nucleotides long. RefSeq names its product eukaryotic translation initiation factor 5B. The record is from RefSeq and is a predicted model, not a curated record. The coding region runs from base 335 to 4426 and encodes 1363 amino acids. Gene Ontology annotation, molecular function: GTP binding; GTPase activity; translation initiation factor activity. Lineage: Eukaryota; Viridiplantae; Streptophyta; Magnoliopsida; Fabales; Fabaceae. The transcript is spliced from 13 exons.
ACACAAACAAAUAACCCUAGAAGAGAAACCCUGUGUUUCUUCUCUUUCACUCUCAUUCGCCAUUACUUACAACACAUACAUACGUAAGUGAUUGUUUUCACAUUCACAUUAAUUCAAGGGCUGAAAUAUUUGUUCUCUCCUUCCUUCACCGCCGCUCUAUCGUUUCCGAACAAUCACUUUUUCUCGCCACUCCUAACCCAAUCGCAAUCGGCGUUUUUCUUUCCCUUGCGUCGCAGAUUCUCUGCGUUGCCGUCAGAUUCACUUAGGUUCUGUGAUUCCAACGCGGCGCCGUUUCCACUCAUACUCGCGGGAGAAGAGAAAACCCUAAUCGGACAUGGGGAGGAAGAAGCCGACUGCGAGGGACGAGGAGAACGCCUCGCAGCAAGGCGGUGGCGGGAAAUCUAAGAAGAAGGCCGUGGUCAUCGACGACGAUGAGUAUUCCAUUGGAACAGAGCUCUCUGAGGAGCCGGCGCUGGAAGAGAAACCCGCUGCGGCGGGAAAGAAGAAAAGUAAGAAAGGCAAUGCUAAAAGUAAGAGUAACGAUGAUGAUGUUGACGAUGAUGAAGAUGUGCCUGAAGUUGUGUUUGCUGGGAAGAAGAAGGGGAAAAACAAGAAAGGCGGUGGGAGCACUGCGUUUACUGCAUCUGGCUUUAGUUUGCUUGGUGACGAGGAAGGUGACGAAGAAGAUAAGUCUGAAGAGGAUGGACCUGCGGUUAGUUUUUCGGGUAAGAAGGCAUCGAACAAAGGAGGUGGUAGUUUGUUCAAUGCAUCGGCUUUUGAUGCUAUCGACGAUGAUGCUGGUGGUGAGGAGGAGGAGGAGGAGGAUGAGCCGGUGGUUAGCUUUACUGGAAAGAAAAAGUCCUCGAAGGUUUCGAAGAAAAGCGGUGGUAGUUUGUUCGCUGCCUCGGCUUUUGAUGCCAUUGAUGAUGGUGGGGAUGGUGAGGUGGCAGAUGAUAAGAAUAAUGAUUUUGAUGACGAUGAACCUGUUAUUACUUUCACGGGGAAGAAGAAGUCCUCGAAAGGCAGUAAGAAGGGUGGUGCUGUGUUUUCUGCCUCUGUUCUCACUGAAAUCGAUGAUGAUGAGGAGAAGGAGGAUGGUGGUGGUGAUGAUGACGAUGACAUUGGACCAAUUACUUUCUCUGGCAAGAAGAAGAAGUCUUCCAAGAAAGCUGCAAGUUCCGGUGGCAAAGCUGUUUCUGUUGAGGAUGAUGUUUCUGUACCCGAGUUUGGUAAGGAUGGUGAUGACAUGGAUGAGGAUGAUGUUUCUUUAGUUUCGUUUUCAGGUAAAAAGAAGUCCUCUAAAAAGAAGGGCAGUAGCACUGCUGCCAAAGGGAGUGAGGAAAAUGCGGAUGUAGUUGAGCCUGAGGCACCCACUAUUGGUAGUGCUGAUGCUAGCAACAGCAAUGUAAAUAAGAGUGAAGGAGUUGCUGAAACUUCCAAAAACAAGAAGAAGAAUAAGAAAAAGAGUGGGAGAACUGCUCAAGAGGAGGAAGAUUUGGAUAAGCUUCUUGCAGAGCUCGGUGAGGCUCCUAUACCAAAACCAACUGCUUCUGCACCACAGGAUGAUAAAGUUCAGCCUACUCCUGAAGUAGGUCCUGCUGCUGCUGAUGCUUCUGGGGAAAAGGAGGGUGAAGAGGAGGUGGUAGAAUCAGCUGCUGCAAAGAAGAAAAAGAAGAAAAAGGAAAAGGAAAAGGAAAAGAAGGCAGCUGCCGCUGCCGCAGCAGCAGCAGGAAGUGCACCAGAAAAAGAAUUAGCUGAAGUUAAAGCUGAGGCAAUUGAACCAAAGAAGAAUGACUCAAAGGCUAAGGCAGCUGAUAAGAAAGUGCCAAAGCAUGUUAGAGAGAUGCAAGAGGCACUAGCUCGAAGAAAAGAGGCUGAAGAAAAGAAGAAACGAGAAGAGGAAGAGAGGUUAAAGAAGGAAGAAGAGGAGCGACGCAGGCAAGAGGAACUUGAGAGACAGGCAGAAGAAGCUAAACGCAGAAAGAAGGAAAGAGAAAACGAAAAAAGACAGAAAAAAAAGCAAGAAGGUAAAUUAUUAACUGGUAAGCAGAAGGAAGAAGCACGUCGUUUGGAGGCAAUGAGGAGGCAGAUUCUCAAUAGCACUGGGGGUCUGACUCUCCCUUCUGGGGACUCUGGUGCUCCAGCUAAAAAACCCAUAUACCAGACAAAGAAGGCAAAACCAAAUAAUAGAAAUCAGAAUGGUGCUGCUGCUCAGACAGCUGAAAUUGUCGAAGCGAAGGAGACUGCUACUGAUGUAGUUUCUGAGGAACCAGUGAAUAUUGAAGAAGUGGAGUCGAUUCAGGUGGAUGAUAAAGUUGAACUUCCUGUCACUGCCGAAGAUGAUGUGGUGGAAGACGAAGAAGAUGAUGAAUGGGAUGCAAAAAGCUGGGAUGAUGUUAAUCUGAAUGCCAAAGGUGCAUUUGCAGACGAAGAGGCUGACUCCGAACCUAAACCUGUUAUCAAAAAGGAGAUUAAAAAUGCCAUGCCUAUUCAGAAUGCCGGGGCUGCUAGUGCAACUGUUUCUGGGCCCGUGACCGUUGAAACUGAAAAUGGAAAGCAAGCUAAUGACAGAAAUAAGAAGCAAGAUUCUGAUUUGAAUAGGUCAAAAAAAUCUGCUACCCCUCCUCAGCCUAAUGAUGAAAACCUCCGCUCCCCAAUUUGCUGUAUCAUGGGGCACGUGGAUACUGGGAAGACUAAGCUGUUGGAUUGUAUUCGUGGUACUAAUGUUCAGGAGGGUGAGGCUGGAGGUAUCACACAACAGAUUGGAGCAACAUACUUUCCUGCUGAGAACAUACGUGAAAGAACAAAGGAACUGAAAGCUGAUGCCAAGCUGAAAGUUCCUGGUCUACUGGUUAUUGACACCCCUGGGCACGAGUCAUUUACUAACUUGAGGUCUCGGGGUUCAGGCCUAUGUGAUAUUGCAAUUUUGGUUGUUGACAUUAUGCAUGGGUUAGAGCAACAAACAAUAGAGUCACUAAAUCUAUUAAAAAUGAGGAAUACAGAAUUCAUUGUUGCCUUAAAUAAGGUUGACAGGCUUUAUGGAUGGAAAACAUGUCGCAAUUCCCCAAUUGUCAAAGCACUGAAGCAGCAGACUAAAGAUGUUCAAAAUGAGUUCAAUAUGAGGCUCACUCAGAUUGUUACUCAAUUCAAAGAACAAGGGAUGAAUACUGAGUUGUACUAUAAAAACAAAGAAAUGGGAGAAACAUUCAGCAUUGUGCCUACAAGUGCAAUAAGUGGCGAAGGAAUUCCCGAUUUGUUAUUACUUUUGGUUCAAUGGACCCAAAAAACAAUGGUUGAGAAACUUACGUACAGUGAAGAAGUGCAGUGUACUGUUUUAGAGGUUAAGGUUGUUGAAGGCCAUGGAACUACUAUUGAUGUUGUUUUAGUUAAUGGUGUUCUUCAUGAAGGAGAACAAAUAGUUGUCUGUGGAAUGCAGGGUCCAAUUGUUACCACAAUUCGAGCUUUAUUGACUCCUCAUCCAAUGAAGGAACUUCGCGUCAAGGGAACAUAUCUUCAUCACAAAGAAAUCAAAGCUGCAAUGGGUAUAAAAAUCACUGCCCAGGGCCUUGAGCAUGCCAUUGCUGGCACUGGUUUAUAUGUGGUGAAGCCUGAUGAUGAUUUGGAAGAUAUCAAAGAAGCAGCAAUGGAAGAUAUGCGAUCAGUUAUGAGCAGGAUUGACAGGACUGGUGAAGGUGUUUGUGUACAGGCAUCUACCCUUGGUUCCUUAGAAGCAUUACUGGAGUUUCUGAAAACUCCAGAAGUUAGUAUCCCUGUUAGUGGUAUAAGCAUUGGUCCUGUUCACAAAAAAGAUGUAAUGAAGGCCAGUGUAAUGCUUGAAAAAAAGCGAGAGUAUGCAGCAAUAUUGGCAUUUGAUGUCAAAGUUACACCUGAGGCUAGGGAACUGGCAGAUGAAUUGGGUGUGAAGAUAUUUAUUGCUGAUAUCAUUUAUCAUCUGUUUGAUCAAUUUAAAGCGUAUAUUGACAACAUUAAAGAGGAGAAAAAGAAAGAAGCUGCUGAUGAGGCAGUCUUCCCAUGCGUUUUUAAAAUCUUACCAAAUUGCAUUUUCAACAAGAAGGACCCAAUUGUUUUGGGAGUUGAUAUUCUUGAAGGCAUUGCAAAGAUUGGGACUCCAAUUUGCAUUCCUUCCAGAGAGUUCAUUGAUAUUGGCCGCAUUGCCUCCAUUGAAAAUAACCACAAACCUGUUGAUUAUGCCAAGAAGGGGCAGAAAGUAGCCAUUAAGAUUGUUGGCAGCAAUCCUGAAGAGCAACAAAAAAUGUUUGGGAGACAUUUUGAGAUCGACGAUGAACUUGUAAGCCAUAUUUCACGGAGAUCUAUUGAUAUUCUCAAAGCUAAUUAUCGGGAUGAUCUAUCUAUGGAGGAAUGGAGGUUGGUUGUGAAAUUGAAGAAUCUUUUCAAGAUACAAUGAGUAGACUUAAUGCGUGGACACUCAAGUAUUCAUUUCAGAAAAGCAAGGUUUUGGCGAAUGUUUGGCUUUAUGCAACGCUUUGAAGGAAUUGCUGAGGAUGCGGUGGGAUUCCCCAUGGAGACCAGUGGAUGAUACGAAGAUUCAGGUGGAUGGCGCUGUCAUGGAGAGGCUAAAUGUAACAGACGAGACUCCAAUGCUUUGUCAGGUGGGAAGCUCAGAUAAAAAGGGUGCAGAAAGGGUAACUGGCAAGGUCCAAAUUUUGUGAAUUACUAUCAUAUUUAUAUACAUAUCUGUGGUAUACAUGGAAACAAAUAAGGUUUCUAAAUGCAGUUCAGUGAGGAAAAGGAAAAUUUUUCGGGAGUAAUCAUUGAUUUGACUAAAAUUGAUAACUUUUGCUUUACGAGUGUAGUUGUGUACGAUUUUUUUACAUUUGUAGCCAUAGGCACUUUAUUUUUCGUGAGUUAUAUAUCCUUUUGGUGUUCCAUAUACCAAGCAUUUGGAUGUGGAAAUUGGUAUUAAGGGAAAAGAUCAACUAAGCCACGUGAAGUCUGAAAUUUAUGUGUUUGGGCAUAUUGACACGGCUGAAGGAUAGCAUGAGAUAGCCAGCCAUAUCUCCCACCCGGGGAAAGUAUAUUAGAACCGUCAGAUUUACUUAUUUUCAAAUCAAUGAUAUAGAAUUUGUCUUUGUUUU